AUGGAGCGUCAUUUGGCGGCUGUUCCCCGGUCAAGUAUUCUUUGCAAAAAUAAUUGUGGAUACUAUGGCAAUCCUUCUUGGGACAACUACUGUUCUAGGUGCUACCGAGAAGCCCUCCGAAAAACGCAGAGGACCCAAUCGGCAUCACAUUCGUUGUCGAGAGCUUCAUCUCGAGCAUUUUCGAAUUUCGAAGCUAAACGGAAUAAGGUUGCCAGGAAGAGUUCCAGUACCGUAAGAAAUAUUCUAAAGAUUGUAAAAGAUCAAUAUGAACCUGGAUCCCGCGUUCACGAGGAAUCUGUCCAAGCCAGGGAGGAAUUCUUUAAACUUUUAAAAACAUGGCGUUCGGCACCGGCGAAUGAUGUAUCGAGACAAAUUACUAAACUUUUAAAGGAUAUCAAUGAAGCAGAUUCCGCUGACAUCAUCAAAUUUUCCAAUUCUAUUAAGGAUUUUUACAACCAUAUUGCUCAUCGUAUUUACGAUAGUAGUUUGUACCAAGACGCCUCUACCGAACAGAAGGAGAAUCUCAUUAACGCAAUCGAACGUUUUCUGUCGGUGUGGAUAUACCCCUGGGCCUUCACCCCAGCAAAUACUGAUGACGAGGAGGUUGACUUGAAGCUUCAGGAUCGGAUUCGAUCACUACAUUGGGUUUCACACAAGCAUCUGGAUGCCCCCAUCGAUCCCACGUCCCCAGAGCAAUCGCGUCAUCUCGAGUCGGCCAUUCUCCAUUUGAUCCGACAAAAUGAGGUCCAAGCUACCGAGGCAAAGCUUGAUCAGAUUGUCGAUUGCUGCCGCGAAGUCUUCAAAGCCCUGCGGCUGAAUACGGAGGCCGCAGUGUCAAAGUCGACAUCGACUGCCAGUAAUCCAGCGAAUGCCGACUCCUUCCUGCCCGUCCUUAUUUGGGUUGUGCUACGCGCAAAUCCACCGCUUCUUCAUUCCAAUCUUCAAUUUAUUAUGCGUUUCGCAAGUGAUACACGGCUGAAUACCGGGGAAGCCGCUUAUUGCUUCACAAACUUGUGCUGUGCCGUGGAGUUCAUUAAGAACCUCACCUACACCAAUCUGGGCUUGACAAAAGAGGAAUACGAGACGCAGAUGCGGGAGGGUGUUUCCGUCACACUCUGUCCCGUUGACAUUCCCGACGCGCUCUCGCAAAGCGAACGACGCUACAGUGCAAUCAGCCAAAAGUAA
Messenger RNA from Mesocestoides corti, 1185 nucleotides. The record is from the annotation of a GenBank genome assembly. Lineage: Eukaryota; Metazoa; Platyhelminthes; Cestoda; Cyclophyllidea; Mesocestoididae.